Messenger RNA from Canis lupus familiaris (dog), 2120 nucleotides. It is a transcript of the gene KREMEN2, whose product is annotated as kringle containing transmembrane protein 2. Gene Ontology annotation, cellular component: plasma membrane. Lineage: Eukaryota; Metazoa; Chordata; Mammalia; Carnivora; Canidae. The transcript has 9 exons. The record is from RefSeq and is a predicted model, not a curated record. Gene Ontology annotation, biological process: Wnt signaling pathway; multicellular organism development. The coding region runs from base 371 to 1759 and encodes 462 amino acids. Gene Ontology annotation, molecular function: serine-type endopeptidase activity.
GGGGGCAGGAGCCAGUGCGUUAGAGACCUGAGCGAGGGCGACUCAGAGAGCAAGGCGCCUCCCGAGGGGGUGGGCGUGGAAGCGGAGGCGAGACCUGGAGCCCCCAGAGGCAGUGACAGAGGGCGCUGCUGGCCAGAGGACCCCAGGGAUACAGCCAGGGGGAACCAGGGGCAGAGAGGCGCCUUCAGGGGCGGGAACCGGGGAGGCAGAUCCCCGUGGGAGGUAGUUCACCGGUCCAGACUGAGAGCGCGCCUGGAGAGCAGACUGUCAGAGGACAACGGCCCCCAGGUGGCCUGGAAGACCCCGGAGCGACCCUGGGGGCGGCCUGGACCCUGCUCCAGCCCAGGCAACCUCUCUCUGGUUGGGGACGAUGGAGACGGGGACCCCACAGGUCCUCCUCCUCCUCCUCUUCCUCCCGCUGCUGCCGCCCCUCAGGGCCUCGGCGGGGAGCCUGCACAGCCCAGUCCUGUCCGAGUGCUUCCAGGUGAAUGGCGCCGACUACCGCGGCCACCAGAACCGCACAGGGCCCCGCGGGGCUGGCCGCCCGUGCCUCUUCUGGGACCAGACGCAGCAGCACAGCUACAGCAGCGCCAGCGACCCCCAGGGCCGCUGGGGACUGGGCCCGCACAACUUCUGCCGGAACCCAGACGGCGACGUGCAGCCAUGGUGCUAUGUAGCUGAGACAGAGGAAGGCAUAUACUGGCGCUAUUGCGACAUCCCCACGUGUCACAUGCCGGGGUACCUGGGCUGCUUCGUGGAUUCGGGGGCCCCCCCGGCUCUCAGCGGCCCCAGCGGCACCUCGACAAAGCUCACGGUGCAGGUGUGCCUCCGCUUCUGCCGCAUGAAGGGCUACCAGCUGGCGGGCGUGGAGGCCGGCUACGCCUGCUUCUGUGGCUCCGAAAGCGACCUGGACCGGGGACGCCCGGCCCCAGCUACCGACUGCGACCAGAUUUGCUUCGGCCACCCAGGCCAGCUGUGUGGCGGCGAUGGGCGCCUGGGCAUCUACGAAGUGUCCGUGGGCUCCUGCCAGGGCAACUGGACCGCGCCUCAGGGCGUCGUGUACUCCCCGGACUUCCCCGACGAGUACGGUCCGGACCGCAACUGCAGCUGGCUGCUGCGCCCGCCGGGCGCCGCACUGGAGCUCACCUUCCGCCUCUUCGAGCUGGCCGACCCGCGCGACCGGCUGGAGCUGCGCGACGCCGCCUCGGGCAGCCUGCUCCGCGCCUUCGACGGCUCCCGCCGGCCGCCGCCCGGGCCGCUGCGCCUGCGGGUCUCCGCGCUGCUGCUCACCUUCCGCAGCGACGCGCGCGGCCACGCGCAGGGCUUCGCGCUCACAUUCCACGGGCUGCAGGACGCCGCUGACAACCCGGCGCCCGAGGGCUGGGCCCAGACCCCCGCAGCGCCCCUCGACGGGGCCAACGCGAGCUGCAGCCCCCGGCCCGGGGCUCCGGAGGCCGCGAUGGGGGCCCGGGUCUUCCCGACGGUCGCGGCCGUCUCCGUGCUGCUGCUGCUGCUGCUGCUGUCGCUGCUGCGCCUGCUGCGCCGACGGAGCUGUCUGCUGGCUCCGGGAAAAGGGCCCCCGGCGUUGGGGCCUUCGCGGGGCCCCGGGAGAAGCUGGGCUGUGUGGUACCGCCGGCCUCGAGGGGUGGCCCUGCCCUGCCCCCCCGGGGACCCUCAGGCUGAGGGUCUAGCGGCGAGUUACCGGCCCCUGAGCGCCUCCAGCCAGAGUUCCCUGCGCUCGCUCAUCUCUGCUCUCUGACUCCGGACCCUCUGCAAGCGGGAUGGACACCCGAGACUCCAUGCCGCACUCAGCGCUGACCUUCUGCCCCGUUAAGGGCAGCUGGGUCUCUGGUCAUCCCGUGGAGGCCAGACGUUGGACCGGAAGCAUCUGGUGCUGUUGAGAACUUGGUCUGACCCUCAGGGGCCAGAUGGCAGAGGCCAAAGGGCAAGAGGAUCCCAGCUCCCCUUCCUCAUGAACUUUGAUAGAGGGGUCUCUGAUUUCAGUUGGCUUCCAGAGCCUCUUGGGGUGGUCCUGGACUGCUGCCCUAAGUGAAAUGUGAGAGGUCAAGGAAAGCAGUCAAAAGACCAACCAUAGACUUUGAAUAAAGGACCUAUUUUGA